CGUCGUUGGAAUAAUUUAUUCCGAAAUGACAACGAUAAUUAUUCCAUGACAGCUGCGUUGUGUUGUACGGCUUUAAUGGAAAAUUGUCUCCGAAGAAUAUAUUCUUUCACCACAACCCACACAUUUCCGAUAGCCGAAUAACUGCACCUUCUAAUGAAGCCAAAUUUUGUAUUGUCGGAGAGUAUUGUUAAAAAGGAAACAAACGCCUCUCUAUAGGCGGAUUUUAACAUGCCCUAAAGCACUUAAAGUCAGUUUUGGUAGAGGUAAGAGAGACUUUAAUAAACGUAGAUACAGAUCAAGGAAGUAUAUUUUUACUUCUUUUAUGAUUUUUUUGUUUUUGUUUUUGUUUUACACAGCUCUCUAUUACCAUAUUUUCUUUAUUUGUUGUGUAUAACCCUUUUGCUGGUUGAACUCAUAAGCCGAAAGGUACACGAUGAUAUUUCUCCUGUGUGAUGAAGCUGUUUUUUGUCCUCAGAAUUACCCCUCAGGGAUUUGGUCUCCUCAUUUGAAUCGGAGAUUGGAGCGUAAAUGAAUCAACGGGCGAAACUUAAGUUUCCUGUAGAUCUUGUUUUCCAUAAAAAUAUCAGUUCAGAUCAGAUUAAAAGGCUUGUAAACCAAGUCAAAUCAUUGCGAACAUCUCGGGUUUAGCAGAGUGAAAUCUUCACCGUCAUAAACGUGUCGUUUUUUUCAUCAGACGAAGAGAAUAAGGCGACCUUUUUUCCUUUAAUUAUGAUUUAUUUAUUUUUGUUUUUUUUUUCUUUUUCUUAGAGUGUGACGCCAAAAGUUGAUUUAUUUUAAUCAACGGUAUAAAAGGGCCCUUCGGCCAGGAGGAUAUCUGUUUUCUGCUUUUGUCGUUCUAACAAAAGUUGAAAAAAUAUCAAAGUCUUGCAACAAUAGACAAUUAUUUGGCAUUGUAUUGCAGUGGGUGUGUUAAAACUGCGUCUGUAGCUCUCAUGAAACUGCUUGCUGUCUGCGCUGUUAGGCAAAACGCGAAUUGUAAUUAGUGUGUUUGUAUAUCUUUCUUUUAUAAGGAUCGAUACUUCAUUUAAUGGAAAAUUAGAAUUUGCGGAACCUUUUACUGAUUUUACUAUCAGAUAUUAGUGAUAUCUGAUCGUAACUUUCGUUAUCACAGCGGAUCGCGAACGUUUUAUCACGCUCCUCCUCACGGAUCUCAUCACGCUUAUCUCACCACGCUUAUCCCAGGCUACUUGACGGAGCCUGGUACCGAUUGCCGCUUUGAGAGCAGACCGCACUCGUUACGCAGUAUGGAACAUGGUAUUUCAAAGAAUUCUUCUGGAACCAGUUCCGCACCAAGCCUUUUGGUCCAACUUCGGGAAAAUUAACAGUAUAAUGAAGCAUGACAAGGGCCAACCUUGAGUUGACAUAGAGCGACAAAGAACAGUUUUGAUGCGACCGACAAAGCUGCAAAAUCGAACCACUUUAUUUGAAGAGGUUCACACAUAACGACUGUCGAAUUCUAAAUUAGUACUUGUUGCCUUGGAAUUUUGAAUCAGAAGUCAUCGUCUAUGGUUCUCAGCCAACAAAACAUCAUGAAUGAUGGGGAUAUUGUUAUGGAAGGUCAUCUUAAACGACUUAAGACUCAAAAGAAGCGAUACUUCGUUCUUCGUUCGUCUCCAAGGAAGGAAAAAUCCCGACUGGAAUACUACGAGAGCGAGAAGAAGUUUCGUUUAAAAGGAACUCCAAAGCGAGUUAUUUACCUAACUGACUGCUGGAACAUCGCAAAGAAAGAAGAUUCGAAGCACAAAUCGGUGUUCGUUUUGUACACGCGCGAAGAUGCAUUUGGCUUGAUCGCGGAUUCUGAAGACAAGCUAAAUGCUUGGCUAAAGAGCUUGAAGACAGAGCAGAAAAAGGAUGAAGUCCUGAAUGCAACUGUGUCAAAAUGGCCUGUCGCUGUGAAACCGAGGGGACUGGGCACCAGUAAGAACCUCACAGGGCAAUAUGAUCUUCAACUGUCCAACAACUCUUUAUCAUUGGUCAGAAAGGAUACCAAAGAGUCAAUGAUUGAGCUGGAGCUUGUCAGUGUCAGACGUUGUGGACACACGGACUGUUUUUUCUUCAUGGAGCUUGGACGGUCCGCUGUGACAGGUGCUGGAGAACUCUGGAUCCAAGUUGAUGAUCAGAUUAUUGCGCAGAACAUGCAUGACGCUAUACUGGGGGCCAUGCACAACAUCUCAACAUCGGACAUUCAACCAGUGUCCAGACGGCGCUGCUCAAGUGAAGGGAAGAGACAGAAAUCCAGACCACGCCCUGUCUCGGCUGUUAUUUAUCCACUGAAUCGUCGCCGCUCUGGUACCGAGCCAAGUUCGUCUCCUGAAGCCCUGUUUCAUGCCGGUUCUUCGAAUUCCACGAGGAAUUUAUCAGAAGGUGAUUCGAGUCCCAGAAGCAAGACACCUUCUGUUUUAAAUCGCUUAUUGCCACGAAGAAGGUCAAAGGAAGGCAAGUUCGCCAUGUUACUUAUCACUCAAGUCUUGUUCGAUUACCGUAAACUUCCGCUUAUGAGCCCUAAGCUUGUGCGACUUCGCAAGGGGUUUUGGACGAUUCUUAUAAAUUGGAGGGCUUAUAAGCGGAAUAAAAAUACCGUUUCGAAAUAUGUUAUCCGCACAGAGUACAUGAAUAUUGGACCAGGAAACGUUCAGGAGCUGACAAGUGAAGAGGAUUACAUGAAGAUGGGUGGAGACCGACGCAAGAGCAGUGGCUCUUACGUGGACAUGGAGUCAACGAAGUUUAAAGCUGUGAAAGCAUUCAAAGACCCUCAAACUCAGUCAAACUCAAAACUCACGCAGACUACUCCCGAAGGGGGCUACAUGGACAUGACGUCACCAAGGAAACAACAGUUCGACAAACAGAAUGGAAGUGCGAAAACUCAAAGUCCGAGCGCCCGCAGUGAGUUUGUACAGCAGAAGAAAUCUUCGUCGCCUAGGCAACGGAGGACCACAGAAAGCGCCCUGCCCAAUAAACCAGACAUCCGCGAGUUCGUCUGCAUCAAGAAAUCUCCAUCCACUUCUCGUCGGCAUUCUGGGCAGGAUUAUGUCUCAAUGAGUCCGCUGGCCGUACCGGCAGACGAAUCUCGAAGCUACGUGAACUUUACCCCGGGCUCGAACUCUCCGAGGCCCGGGUCUCCGAAUCUCAUGUCGACCAAUCAGCGAGAAGAGUCAAAUCGUUGUUACGUGAACUAUUCUCCGGGAGAGAUUUUCGCAAACAGAAGUGCGCAAGUCGAUUCUCUCAGCCCACGGACAUAUCUAAACGGUUCGGUCGAGUCGUCUUCGUACGAAGACAUGCACAGUUAUGUGAAUUUUAACCCUGGCUAUAAUAUUGAACAGGAAGCCGCGACCAGCGACUUUAGAAAACAUAGCUUGGAAUCCGUGCUUUCUGAAAAACCUCGCGAAUACGAAAACGUUGAUUUCAACGGUAUUGCAAAAAGUAAAAGCGCGGUGGAUGUUCCCCAAUACGUUAAUUUUUCUCCGAGGAAACCCUUUGAAAGCAGCAACAAUGACAUUUUGUCAGCCAAUGGCGACACCGAUGCGAGCUUAGAAGAAGCGCUUGAUUACGUCGGAUUUUCGCCUGGGAAAGUUCUGGAUGAAAACGAGCGGUGGCGAAGAUCACCUCGUUCAAACCGACGAGAAAGCGAACCCGCGAGAUUGCAACCGCCAAAAUGUGUAGGAAGCACAUCGCUGGGGUCAACUCGAGAAGACGAAGAAAUUACUCAACUUAACUACGUUAUGCUUGACUUGAACAAAACUGAAAAUUCGUCCGAGUCGCCUUCUCGACAGCACCGGCGCCCUCCAAAUAUUGACUUGCGUUCGUGCCGACAAUCUUCGCCAGGACCGAAAUCCGCGCCAGUCAGGAGUAUCUAUGCUGAGGUAGAUUUUACAAAGUCUGACGGAAUAAGGCAAGCUAGGCAAGAAGUUAGAGAACCUACAAAUACGGCUGUGUAAAAUAGGAUCGCUUGGAGAGAAAGUAGCAUUUCUCACAGAAUCGCUUCUCCGAUUUUUGAGUCAUUCUUAAACUUCCGCUAUUUUAGUUACAGAUGUUGCUUCGUUACGCGUCACCAUGACGACAAAAUGACUUGUGGCUCUCGGAGUGCAGCCAGAUCUCGUAACCACAGUUGUCCGGCCACUUGGUCAGCGGUUAACUCAGCCAAGCAUAGCCGAAAAUUGUGUGGUUACGAGAGUCAUCAGGAGAUUUUGUUCGGCGAGUGGUCGUGCAAAUUUUGAUUGGUUGUAAAGAGUCGGAAAUCCCCUCGAGUUCUGACAGUGUAUUAGGCUUGCUGAAUCGAUAUUAAACGAUCGACAACUGCUGUGUAAUGAGGUACAAUUAAAUUAUUGUAAUUAUCUCCCAGAUAAUGUAAGAAAUAUUGUUUUCAGAGUAGCCGCUAUGAGUAUAUAUUGUCUUCUAUUGACAUAGCUUCUGAGAGAAAGAACGAAUGCAA
Molecule: messenger RNA, 4450 nt
Organism: Orbicella faveolata
Lineage: Eukaryota; Metazoa; Cnidaria; Anthozoa; Scleractinia; Merulinidae
Biological process (GO): insulin receptor signaling pathway
Cellular component (GO): cytosol; plasma membrane
Molecular function (GO): insulin receptor binding; phosphatidylinositol 3-kinase binding
Source: RefSeq, a predicted model, not a curated record